Molecule: messenger RNA, 849 nt
Organism: Rubroshorea leprosula
Lineage: Eukaryota; Viridiplantae; Streptophyta; Magnoliopsida; Malvales; Dipterocarpaceae
Source: the annotation of a GenBank genome assembly
GGGCAGAAGGGCAGAGUCUGGUCGCCGGAGAAAAAGACCUGUCGGACGAGAAAAGCUCAGGUGACGUUCGGUGCUAGAUUUGGCUGGUAAUGGCGGGAGAGAUUGAUGAGCCGUUCAGCAUUAGUUUUCAGGCUACAUCAUCAAACACAAAAUCUACUAACGCACGAACUAAGUCGAUGAGUCAAGGGAGUGGAGCUACAGGAAGAUCACACUUGGUCACAGCAGCAAAUAACAAGACCUUAUCUGCUUCUAAUAUACCUCAAUCCACAGGGGAAGUAUAUAAGCCUAGAGUUGAGUGUUCUCAAGUUGGAUUCGUCUCAACUUCACCAGAUGACAAUCACAGCCACGCUAAAAUUGCGACACAAAAUCUGGUUACAGGUAAGAAAGAUCGAGAGAAAGGUGACAGUAAUUUGCAGAAAAACCAUAUACUAGAGAGUAGUAAAGUUAGGAAAGACCGUAAGGUUGAUGGGAGGCCAAAAGUGGGAGCCUACAGAAAUAGCAGUGAGAUGGUUAGGAAGAACAUGAAAGGUGGUGGUAUCACCAGUGAUUCCAGCAUAGGUCAUUUGGCAAUGGUAACUUCCUAAACCAAUCCUCAGUAUUGGUACUCUCUUUUAACCCAUUCAUUUCAAAUUUGGCCAAGGUGGUCAUGGUCAUGCAUUGCACACAUUGAAUGAAACUGCAACACGAGUGACAAAUGCGCACAUUGAUGCACAGCAGCAGAGAAAUGACAUGGUUGUGGUAGGCUUUUCUUCUGUAGUAACAUUCCUUGCAACCAGUGUUGUAACUUCGGAAGUUUUGUAUAUGCAGCUGGUAAUGUUAGCUUAGCUAGAAUAUAUAAUAAUUGUCCCU